UCUUUGCUCUCUGUUUAGAGUGAGGAAAUGUGGACAGAUGCAUAUAACAUCCAAGAAAACCAGCUUCAUCAGCAUUCACCUUUGUGCUUCUUGGUAAUAUGUAUUUGAAGCCAUGUAAUGUUUAACAGAGGAAAACAGCAGUAUGAGUAAAGCAGAAACAGCACAACCAUAAGAGAGCAAGAGCCUUCUGAGUGUAAUUAGCUGUGAAGAAAGAUGAAGGCCACCCUUCCACUGUGCUUUCUGGUGACCAUGCUUCACCUCAGUGUUCACAGCCUGACCCAGACUGACCACCCCAGUGACCAGAACAAUGCAACUGACCCCCAGGAGCUACAUUCCCACGAGGGAGAUCCUCUCGAGUCCUGCCAGCGGAUAGUCCCCAGCAACACAGACUUUGCCUUUCGGUUUUACAGGCAAGCAACCACCCAAGAACCUGGCAAGAACAUUUUCUUUUCCCCAGUCAGCAUCUCGGCUGCCUUUGCCCUUCUGGCCUUGGGCUCCAGAGCCACCAGCCAGGCUCAGGUGCUGGAAGGGCUGGCCUUUAACCUCACCAACAUUCAAGAGGAGGAGAUACAUGAUGGCUUUCGUCAUCUCCUGCUCUUGCUGAACCGCCCUGGCAGCCAGGUACAGCUGAUUAUGGGGAACACCCUGUUCAUGGACAGUCACCUGAAGCCACUGAAAACAUUUCUGAAGGACAUCAAAAAGCUGUACAGAGGAAAAGUUGUUUCUAGUAACUUCCAGAAUUCCACCGAAGCUAAAAAAGAAAUCAAUGAUCAUGUAAAGAAUAAAACUCAUGGGAAUAUAAAGCAAAUACUUAAAGAACUUGAUCCAAACACCCUAAUGGUAAUCGUUAACUAUAUUUAUUUCAAAGCUUACUGGGAAAAUCCUUUCAGUAUUAGGGGGACCCACAAGGAUUAUUUCCAUGUGAAUGCAAAGACCUCAGUUGAAGUGAAGAUGAUGACUCGAGAUGGAUUUUAUAAAGUAUACUCUGACAGGAAGCUGUCUUGCGAGGUGGUGCAGAUUCCUUACAAGGGAGAUGUUGCAGCCCUGUUUAUCCUGCCCAAUGAAGGAAAAAUGAAGCAGUUGGAACGCAGCCUGACAAAAGACACUGUGUCUAAAUGGGAAAAAUCAUUUCAAAGAUGGAGGAUAGAAGUGCAUAUUCCAAAACUAUCGGUUUCGGGCACCUAUGACUUAAAGAAGAUCUUAAUGAAUCUGGGUGUAACUGAUGUGUUUUCUGACCAAGCUGAUCUGUCUGGAAUCACAGGAAACCUUGAUGUGAAGGUUUCAAAAGCUGCUCACAAGGCCCUGCUGAAGAUUCAUGAGAAUGGCACAGAGGCUGCAGCAGUCACUGGCAUAGAUUUUCUUCCUCAUUCCAUUCCUCCUGUUGUUAAGUUCAACCGUCCAUUUUUGCUGUUGAUUGUUGAUCAAUAUACUCAGA
Molecule: messenger RNA, 1435 nt
Organism: Empidonax traillii (willow flycatcher)
Lineage: Eukaryota; Metazoa; Chordata; Aves; Passeriformes; Tyrannidae
Product: alpha-1-antitrypsin-like
Exons: 5
Biological process (GO): negative regulation of endopeptidase activity
Molecular function (GO): serine-type endopeptidase inhibitor activity
Source: RefSeq, a predicted model, not a curated record